GCUUCCCACGUGGGGGCUGACGCUGGCUGCUCGGCAACGCAGGCUUCAUCCUGGGGCUAUAAAACCAGUCCACCGUAGCUCCGCGGAGCAGCAGCGGCUCCCGCUUCUGUGCAGACGCCCAGCAGCCGGUGCACGCCGGCCCAACCACCCCAAGCGCCUUCAGCCCCAAGUCCUGCUAAAACUCAAAAGGUCUGAGGACCCCCACCGGGUCUGCUGCGCUCAGUGCCUACCCAGCUCGCGGUUAGCAGCCUCCCUUGCCUUGGCCGUGGCUCCUGGAGAGCCGAUCGCUCACCCAGCUUGGCCCUGAGGACCUGGGGGGUGCCUUCAUGCGGCCCCCACACCCUUCACCCCUCCGCUGCCGCCGCCCCCGAGUUCUGUACGCUGCGUCUCAGCCCCAGCAGGGCGCACAACUUUGGAAGUCCCGUGGCUCUCCAAGAGGAGGCAGAGUCUGCACCCUCGCCCGAGGUCCAGCCCAGCCCGCGCCACCGCGCCUGGGGGGCAGAGACAAAGUCGGAAAUCGCUUCGAGGCUGGAAGAAGACAGACCCAGGACCCUGAGCCCGCACCAGCACCCCUCCGCUGCCUCUUGGGGUAAGACUUCCUGCUUUCGCUCAGCUCAAGAGUCAAGAAUAAAUCUCUAGCCACCAGCUGGCCCUACUCUAUCUUGUCGUUUAGAAAUAAAACUUGUCUGUGUUUGGGGAGCUGGAAGAGAGAAGGCGCCCACCCGGAGCGUCGGAAGGGCCGCGGGUGCCAGUACAUGGACCACUAGCGGCCCUCCAGCUUGGGCCCGGGCUCCCUGCGGCCAUCUCCCUAUGUGAGGCGCGGCGGGACGAUCCGCCGGAGGAAGAGGAGGACCCACGGACGCGGGGCCGGCCGGAAGGCAGCUGGCAGCAGGCCCAGGAGAACCGGCGCCCGCGUUCAUGUUCCGCCAGGAGCAGCCGCUGGCCGAGGGCAGCUUUGCGCCCAUGGGCUCCCUGCAGCCGGAUGCCGGCAACUACAGCUGGAACGGGACUGAGGCUCCCGGGGGCGGCACCCGGGCCACCCCUUACUCCCUGCAGGUGACACUGACACUGGUGUGCCUGGCUGGCCUGCUCAUGCUGUUCACAGUGUUUGGCAACGUGCUGGUCAUCAUUGCGGUGUUCACCAGCCGUGCGCUCAAAGCGCCCCAAAACCUCUUCCUGGUGUCUCUGGCCUCAGCUGACAUCCUGGUGGCCACGCUGGUCAUUCCCUUUUCUUUGGCCAACGAGGUUAUGGGCUACUGGUACUUUGGUAAAGUGUGGUGCGAGAUCUACUUGGCGCUCGACGUGCUCUUCUGCACGUCUUCUAUAGUGCACCUGUGCGCCAUCAGCCUGGACCGCUACUGGUCCAUCACGCAGGCCAUCGAGUACAACCUGAAGCGCACGCCGCGCCGCAUCAAGGCCAUCAUCGUCACCGUGUGGGUCAUCUCGGCAGUCAUCUCCUUCCCGCCACUCAUCUCCAUAGAGAAGAAGGGCGCUAGCGGAGGGCAGCAGCCGGCCAAGCCGAGCUGCAAGAUCAACGACCAGAAGUGGUAUGUCAUCUCCUCGUCCAUCGGGUCCUUCUUCGCGCCUUGCCUCAUCAUGAUCCUGGUCUACGUGCGUAUCUAUCAGAUCGCCAAGCGUCGCACCCGCGUGCCGCCCAGCCGCCGGGGUCCGGACGCCUGUUCCGCGCCUCCUGGGGGCACCGAUCGCAGGCCCAACGGCCUGGGCCCGGAACGGGGCGCGGGCGCCACGGGCGCCGAGGCCGAGCCUCUCCCCACCCAGCUUAACGGCGCCCCGGGGGAGCCCGCGCCCGCCGGGCCGCGCGAAGGGGAUGCACUGGACCUAGAGGAGAGUUCGUCGUCCGAGCACGCCGAGCGGCCCCCGGGGCCCCGUAGACCCGAACGCGGUCCCCGGGCCAAGGGCAAGACCCGGGCGAGCCAGGUGAAGCCUGGGGACAGUCUGCCGCGGCGUGGGCCGGGGGCUGUGGGGCCCGGAGCUGCGGGCUCGGGGCCGGGAGAGGAGCGCGGCGGGGGAGCCAAAGCGUCGCGCUGGCGCGGGCGACAGAACCGCGAGAAGCGCUUCACGUUCGUGCUGGCUGUGGUCAUCGGCGUGUUCGUGGUGUGCUGGUUCCCGUUCUUUUUCACCUACACGCUCAUAGCGGUCGGCUGCCCGGUGCCCUCCCAGCUCUUCAACUUCUUCUUUUGGUUCGGCUACUGCAACAGCUCGCUGAACCCGGUCAUCUACACCAUCUUCAACCACGACUUCCGCCGCGCCUUCAAGAAGAUCCUCUGCCGCGGGGACAGAAAGCGCAUCGUGUGAACCUUGCUGGGACGCGCCCUGCUUACAGACGCUUGUCCCAUGCAGGUUCCGGGUUUUGAGGGGGCGCGUCUAUGCAUGCAGCCCCAGCGUUCUGAAACCCAAGACCUACCUGCUCUGUGUGCUGCCUAACUUGGAGCGAGCCCCGUGCUCUUGAGAGCACUUUUGGUUACAAGUGUAAAAAUCUGUCUGAGAGGGACACGUGCGCCUUAUGGUGGUUGCUAUGGUUGCUCCCCACACACAGCCAUUUUCCUGGUGGGCUACCCCUGAUCAGUAUUGUUUCCUAAUGAUAUUGACACCCUUGCCCCUGGUCUUGACUCUCCCAAGCUCUUCAGAGCAAGAGCAAGCAGUACUAGAGAGGGCACGGCUGCCAAAGGGUUAACGAACCAAGAUUUCCUAGCCCUGGCUAAUUACUAUUCUCCCUCCUUUAAAAAGCCCAUUCAGGGCAUCCCGCCUGCCCUCCUCCACCCCCACUGUAAAUAUACAUUAUUUUUGAUAGCGUACUUUGAAGUCCUCAACCUUGGCCUUGGUGUGAUGUUGGAAUCAUGGCGGUGGAGAUGCUACCGGGCACCUCGGCUCAACCAGGUCCAGACCAAGGUCCUUUGCAAUGCAAGCCCUUUUCUAGUGUCAUGUGGCUCUCAGUGCUUUUCACCAGUAACUGGUGACUGUCCCUUGGACACGGACCUGCUUUCAGAUUUCCUGACAGGGACAGGGUUUCUGUUCAUUGUCGUCGUCCCCCCUCACCCCCCCCGUGCCUAACAGCAUAAUUGCCUUUUCCUAUGUAAAUAUCACAGCGAUGGACCAAGACAGAAGGAAAUGAGCCUGCGCCUUGCAUCAGCCUUGUGUAUAAAGCCAUUAUUAUCUGAGGCGUCACUUGCCCCAGUAACUCACUUUAAAACUGACUCUGUGGUUCCCCACUCCUCGGGGGCCAAGGCUCGAAGAAGAAUACCUAUGUUUCUAUCUUGUAAGUGCGCUGCCCCUCCCCCCAGAAAGUGCUGACUCAGAGGGGAAUCUUUCAGCUGCUGAUUUUAGCCGCACAGGGAGGGGUGGAAAUUAUGUGGAAGAAACAAACCUGAUACAGUUUGCACAAGGUAAAUAGGGAGAAGACAAAUGGGCCUGCCAGCCCCAAGAGCUCUGAGGUGUGAGAGCCUCCCCGCCCCUGGCUCUUCUGGCUGAGUGAGACCUGUCACUAAUGAAUGGCCAAAAUGAGGGAGCAGGACAGAGACUUGGUGUUUACAGCAGGGUUUCUACGUAUUUCAGGCGGACAGCGGAAGGCCUGCGCUCCCAUUUCAUGAAAGGAAAAUUAAAUGUCAGCACUUGUUGCUUAUGACAGUGGAUUUUUUAAAAUAAAGUUUACAGAUCAAAUGUGAAAUAAACAUGGAUUAAGCGGU
This is a messenger RNA of Mesocricetus auratus (golden hamster), 3704 nucleotides long. RefSeq names its product adrenoceptor alpha 2A (gene Adra2a). Lineage: Eukaryota; Metazoa; Chordata; Mammalia; Rodentia; Cricetidae. The record is from RefSeq and is a predicted model, not a curated record. Gene Ontology annotation, molecular function: alpha2-adrenergic receptor activity. Bases 919 to 2316 code for a protein of 465 amino acids. The transcript is spliced from 2 exons. Gene Ontology annotation, cellular component: membrane. Gene Ontology annotation, biological process: regulation of vasoconstriction; platelet activation; regulation of smooth muscle contraction.